AUGAGGCCUGAGAACCAGAGCAGCGUGUCCCAGUUCCUCCUCCUGGGGCUCCCCAUCCCACCAGGGCAGCAGGGCGUGUUCUUCACCCUGUUCCUGGGCAUGUACCUGACCACAGUGCUGGGCAACCUGCUCAUCAUCCUGCUCAUCAGGCUGGACUCUCGCCUGCACACGCCCAUGUACUUCUUCCUCAGUCACUUGGCCUUCUCUGACAUCUCUCUCUCCUCUGUUAUUGUCCCAAAGAUGCUCAUGAACAUGCAGACUCAGCAACAAUCCAUCUCCUACAUGGGGUGCAUUUCUCAGUUGUAUUUUUACAUACUUUUUGUUGGUCUUGACAAUUAUCUUCUGGCUGUGAUGGCAUAUGACAGGUACGUGGCCAUCUGUCACCCUCUACACUACACCACCAUCAUGAGGGAGGGGCUUUGUGUGCUGCUGGUGGUUGGCUCCUGGAUUCUCUCCUGUCUCCAUGAUUUGUUGCACACUCUCUUAUUGGUCCGACUGUCCUUUGGUGCCAAUAAUAUCAUCUCCCACUUCUUGUGUGACUUGGCUGCUCUCCUGAAGCUGAGCUGCUCAGACAUCUCCCUCAAUGAGCUGGUCAUCUUGACCGAGGGAGGAAUGAUUUUCUUCCUGCCUUUUGGUAUAAUUUUGAGCUCUUAUAUCCGUAUAGGGACCAUCAUCCUGAGGGUGCCCUCCACUAAGAGACUCUAUAAAGCCUUUUCUACCUGUGGCUCCCAUCUCUCUGUGGUGUUUUUAUACUAUGGGACAGCUGCAAGUGUUUAUUUUUCCUCCUCAUCAUGGGGUUCUAAAGACAUAAUUGCUUCAGUCAUGUAUACGGUAGUUACCCCCAUGCUGAACCCCUUCAUCUACAGCCUGAGGAACAGAGAUAUAAAACAGGCCUUAGAGAUGUGUGUCAAUAGGGUUAAGUUCUUUAACUGGUAAUCACUAAAUCCUCUUGUUGCAGUCAGGAGCACAGUGAGACAGAUCUUCUAUAAUUAUUGUACGGUCGACAUCUUCAUAUAAUCUUAGAAUAAGCAUUCUCUUGUUAUGUAUAAGUGCUGUUAAUAUUCAACUUGGUCAAAUUUGCUAGUUGGGUUGUUACUAAUUCUUUAUUCCCUUGUUCAUAAUCUCUUAUAAGACCUAUGCAAAAUUUUUUGCAAAAUACGUUACACAAUUAUAAUUGUGUGUUUAUAUUUCUAGACUAUGUUAUUGAAGACUCACUGAUUUACC
Molecule: messenger RNA, 1224 nt
Organism: Myotis daubentonii (Daubenton's bat)
Lineage: Eukaryota; Metazoa; Chordata; Mammalia; Chiroptera; Vespertilionidae
Product: olfactory receptor 1J4-like
Biological process (GO): G protein-coupled receptor signaling pathway
Cellular component (GO): membrane
Molecular function (GO): olfactory receptor activity; G protein-coupled receptor activity
Source: RefSeq, a predicted model, not a curated record